AUGAAUACAUCAUGUAACGCACGCGCAGAUUCGAAUGUCAUCGUAUUCUAUUUUACCUUCGGCUGUUUAUUAACUAUUCUUGGUACAAUUCUUAAUCUAUGUUCAUGUUUAUUAUUUUGUCGUGCAAAGUCACUUAUUAAUACUCCAUAUUCAGUAUUUAUUAUUGCUUUAUCCAUUGCGGAUAUCGUCAAGCUAUCAGCCGAAUAUACCGUUCAUCUGUUAUUUUUCCACAUUCAACAUCCUUAUUUCGUAUGUUCAGUGACAUGGUUUCUAACGAUGACAAGUGAAAAUUCAUCUUAUGCUUUUCUUUGCGCAUUAGGUAAGAAGGACUUAGACAAACGUUCUCAGCCAGUUAUCUAUUUAGGUAUAGAACGAAAUUUGAAAGUAUGGUCGACUGAACGUCGAGCUUUGAUGAGUCGUCGAACUGCAUGUUUAACCACAAUUUGUAUUCUUCUGCUUGUGAUUAUUUACAAUCAUCCAUUUCUUUUCUGGCCAUAUGAUGUCUCUUAUUGUUAUUUUGAUGUACAGAAGAAGAAAAUCUUAUUUUCAUGUGAUAAUGCAUUUUACAACGCGUACGGUAUUCGUUUUUCUCUGAGUAAUUUAUUAUUUAUUGAAAAUAUCGGUUUGAAUAAUUUCGUACUCCCAUUAAUUAUCAUUGCAACAAACAUUACACUGAUGAUCGGUUUACGUCGGCGUUCACAUCAACGUCGAGCUCGUUUUGGAACGUAUAAAAACGAUGACUGGAAAGAACGGAGCGUCAUACUUUACAUGUUACUUUCAAGUGUAGCAUUUCUGUUGUUGACAUCACCUAUUGGUAUUCUAGGUGCCUUGGCAACUUUUCAAGGUGAACGAAUUCCAACCAAUAAUCUCUCUAUAUUCUUAGAUCUCAUGGAGAUCGUUCAUCAUUGUUCACAUUUUCCGAUUUUGCUAAUGACAAGCUCGAUUAUUCGUGCGAAAACGUUGCAAAUUCUCUUUCAUCCACAUAUGAAACGAGACAAUUCUGUGGUAACACGAAGUUCCAUAAAACGACGAAUGACUUCCCGGUCGUCAUCAUCAACGCGUGACAUUAAUAUCUCAAAAUUUCGUUUGCCUCUAAAGAGUCUUUCAGAUAAUUCUUAG
Molecule: messenger RNA, 1119 nt
Organism: Adineta ricciae
Lineage: Eukaryota; Metazoa; Rotifera; Eurotatoria; Adinetida; Adinetidae
Source: the annotation of a GenBank genome assembly